This is a messenger RNA of Nelumbo nucifera (sacred lotus), 1302 nucleotides long. The record is from RefSeq and is a predicted model, not a curated record. Lineage: Eukaryota; Viridiplantae; Streptophyta; Magnoliopsida; Proteales; Nelumbonaceae.
UGUUGCAUGGGCUCUCCUAAAUAGAUGUCUGUUGGACAUGCAUCAUAGUCUGGCACCCCACUAAUUCUUGAGGAUACUUCUACAUUACAUAGAAGAAAAUAAUCUCCAAAAUUCAUUAUCUACGUUUUUGCAACUUCACACACACACAUAGAUUGUCCAUUGGGCAACAAUGUUACUUACCUCAAAUGUUUUUUUUUUCCAUGGUAGCUCAUGCCUCUCUGAAUUGUAUAAGCCAUUAAAAGAUCCACUAAUAAAGCGUUGUGUCGAGAUAAUAGAGAUGGACAAGGAACAUGUCUCUAUUGGAAGUAGUGCAGUUUCAGCAGCAAGAAGCAUUUGGUCAAAAAUUUUUCCUAAGCCUCGAAGGUCUUGGAUACCAACUGGUUGCUUGCAACUUCUUGAGGUUCUACAUGGGGCUCUACCAAAAAUGUCUCUAAUUGCAUCUGACUUCAGUUACCUUCCUGAUGUGAGAAUAGCUGGUGAUAGAGCUCCUUUAGUUUCAACCAAGAAAGAUGGCAGCAGUUUAGAUCAUAGCAGCUACAUUGAUGCAAAGGGUGAUGCUGAUAUAUUUUUUCCAACAGACUUCUGGAUCCUAGAACGCAUGGACCAUUACUGCUCUGGAUGGAUGAAGGUGCAGAAAGACACGUCAUCAAAACAGGGGAAGAAGAGAAGAACAAUUAUUCUUGAUACAGCAUCUUUCAUGGAAGAAUUUGGCCUCCCAUCAAAGACAAGAACCAAGGAUGGGUACAAUCCACUUCUUGAUGAUUUCAAGAAUACCAAGUUUUACCUUAGUGUGCCAACACAUAAUACCAAGUAGAGCAGAUCACUGACAUUUUUUACUGGAAAGCAUAUCUUCAGGCAAUUCCCAACUUUUUUCCAGGAAAGCAUACAUGUGGAUAUGCAAAAGUGUUUAUGUAAUUUAGCUUCAACCAUUGGAAAGACGAUCCAGUUUUAAGACACAAUCAGUUGGGCCCGGUUAAUGGAAAAGCAGGAGCAGAGUUUCUUUGUUUUUGUUAACAGAUACUGAAGGCAACAGGUUUUCUGAUGUCCAGUGAAUGCUCGAAAUGCACAUAAGCAUGGAGAGGAUGAGUGUAUUUUUUUUCAAAUUUGUCAAAUGUCGGUUGUAUUUAUUUAAAAUAAYGAUUACCUUAAUCCAUGUAUUACGUAUUUGAAAAGAAUUUACCAUUAGAAGUUCAAUUGAUUGGAYCUUCCAAUUUGCAUUUAGUGUACAGGCAGUAAUUUGUGCAUGGCUAUGUGCAAAAUGGAAAAACAGGAAAGGGAAUAACUCAUUCUUGGAACAAUAUA